CUUUGUGUCAAGGCCAAUUGCGGCAAACCUCUGAAGUGACAACAGGAAGUAACAUGUACUGGUGUAGUCCUUCAUAGUGCUCCAAAACUUACUCAGCUGUCCGCAGUGUGUCAUUCGCUGGCCACAGAGCAGAGCCGUGGAUGGACCAUGAUGUCAGAGCUCCAGUGAGAGGGCUGGGCCUGUCCCCUCAGACCCUACAGGAGAAGAGAGCUUUGGUCAGCGCCGUUAGUGUGGCAGUGGAAGCCAUCUUGGCACAAUUUAGCACUUCUCGGACCAUUGUGCAGAAGGCGUUAUCUGGAGACAGCACUGUAAAUCCGUCUCUGGGCCGCCUGGUGCUGCAGUGCCUGUGCCCCGCCCUGCACAGCCUGCUGACGGACGGCCUCAGACCCCAUCAAAGUGACCUCAUCGCAGGCAGGAGGCCAAACAACGCCUGGGGUUUGAUCCAAGCCUCCACACGGCCAGGCUCGAAAACACAAGCUCUUCAUAACCUACAAACUCGAGUUGGAGAUCUGCCUCAGCUCAAGCAGAGCAAACAUCGCUUCAAUGCAUUUAUCCUUGGCCUACUUAACAUCAAGCACCUAGAUUUUUGGCUGUCUCAUCUUCACACUAGCAGUGAUGUAUUGGAGACAUAUUAUCACCCGUCAUCGUUCAUGCGCCUGUCUUUGAGUGCUUGUCACGCCCAGUUUGAGGAACUGCUUUUAGUGCUUCAGCCGCUGAGCCUGCUGACCUUUAACCUUGAUCUGCUCUUCCAACACCACCACGUAGACCCCCACAACCUCAAGACCCCCAGUGCAGCAGGACAGGAUGCAGCGCCACAUGUCUCAAAUCAAACCAGUGAGACGAAGCAAUGUGAGGAGAAAUACAUGGAGUCGCUCUCUGAAGAAGAUAUUCAAAGUGGAGAAUGCAGACACGACACCACGUCCCAUCCAAACACCGAAGACAAUAGUACGACAAAGGAGGAGAGUUUAUUGGAGACCAGUCCUCAGCUGCGGUGGGUGAAGGAAAAGGAAAUCAGCUCUCUACCGCCCCCUAACAUCGAAGAGGACAGUCUGGCACAACAGGCUGGACAGGUGAUCCAGCAGGGAUGGGAGGUGAUGGUUCGCUGGGGAGGUCGUCUUAGUCAGAACUUGUCUGAGAUGAGUGCGGCUGCAGGGAAGAAGGAGGAGCAAAAGACCGAACAUCUCCAGGCUCACAGUGACUUUGUCCCGGUCAGCAGCAGCAGCAGCGGUGGUGCUGGGAUACAGAUGCUCUGGGGUCUGGACCGCCUCUUUGGGGCCCCGAAAUCAUCAACCAGUCCUGGUUCUCACCCUGCACCAACCAGGCGGCCCUCUCAGUGGUUGGCUCCUGGUGUGAGUGCGCUGACCAGGAUGGUGAGCAGCAGCACUGCUCCCAUGUUAAAGAAAGUGUCUGAACCCAAAGAGGAAACUUCACCAGAAACACAGGAGGAGGCUGAAGCGGUAGAGAUGAAGGACCAACCCAGACCACUCAGGUCAGUGCGAACAUUAUGUGACCACAGAGGCACUGGCGGCGAGCUCAGCUUCAAUAAAGACGAGGAGCUGCAGGUUUUGGGAGGGGUGGACCAAGACUGGAUUCGCUGUCGCCGCGGCAACACGGAGGGACUGGUGCCCAUCGGCUACACCUCUCUGAUCAUGUGACUGAACAACUGCUGCACUUAAACAAUAAUAAGAAACAAAAGACUUUAUUUUAGGUGAAGAUUGAGCGGUUCAUAUGAGACCCACUAUGGAGGAUAUGGAAACACCAGCUUGGUUGGAGUUUGAGUUGAGUGCAUCACACCAUCUGUUCAAAGUUUAUGCGCGUCAAGAACUGGCUGCAGCCCGAUCUCCCAUUACAAACAUAUGGGGUUUUUCUAUCACAAUCCAUCCAGUUUGGUCACAUUAAUCUAAUGGGUUUUAGCAGUACGGGAGCGGCAGAUGGUGCGAAAUGAUCACUCGAGUUGAAUUCCUUCCAUAUCACACUGGAAGAUAUUAUCCUUCUUUAGUAUCAGGCUCCCUCAGAUCACAGCCUUUUGGGAGUCAAAAUAAUACAAAUAACUCACGCCUGAAAUAGUGAGUCUUUCCUUUGUAAACUACUAUGAAAUCUAGCGUAUUGUUGAUGUGUUGAUCAAUGUUAUCUUGACCUCCCAAGUCAGAGGCUGCGUUCACACUUGCUCUGGUUUGGUUCUGGUUGGAUCCUGGUUUAGUCCUGAUGUAGACUUGGUUCGCUCUUGUUCUCCCAGUACUGGAUUAGCCCCGAUCUUGUCAAGGUUUAGCCCCAGUUUAGUUCCAGUUUUGAAAGUGUGAACGCAGACAUUUGUGACCUCUUGAUUCCAUUGCCUGGUUCAUGUGUGUUUGACCUGUAUUUGACUGUAUAAAGAAAUAUACAUAUUAUAUAGAAUAUACAUAGAUAUACAGUAUAAGUACAAAAAACAUUAUUUACUAAGAUAGUCAGAAAGCAGCUUAAAAUUGCAAUUAUGUUAAAGGUACAUUGUGCAGCUUUUCUGGUGAAGUGCCCGUGAUUUGCUUGCCUCCGUGGAGAUGUUGUUGCUGUGCCUGGAAUGUUCCACAGUUUGACAUUAAACUAUUUCACUUUAUUGAGACAAGCAAGUGAUGCAACUAGGCCAAGACACAGGUUAGAUCUGUGGAGAGUCGAGCCCACUCACAAUAAUAAUGCAUGUUUUUCAAGACGACUUCGUUUGCACUAUAACACCUGUAAAAUUGCAACUUGGAUAGAUAAAUAUAAUGCCAAACUGUGGAAAAUUCCAAGAAAAUUAACUAAAUUAACAUCUCCAUGGCACUCCCUCCAUCAGAAAAGCGACACAGUGCACUUUUAAGUUAGUUGUUUUAUCUGCAACUUUACAAGUGAAUUAUAUUGACGUAUGGAAACAUUUAUCGUCCAUCUUGUACGCCAUCAUACCAUAUUAUUAGAUUUUGCCUCAUAACUUCCACUGUAUGCUUUGUAAUGUGCCCGAGUGCUUUGAAUGAAUGCCAGACACAUAAAAAAGAGAUCUACCCUCCCACGUAGGAACCAACAGCAAUCUGUAGCCAAUCAUUCUACCCUCAUGUCCAACGUGGUUUAAAUUUAUGCCCCAUAAAACUCUACUUGCUCUUGUUAAACACUAUAUAAAGUUGAACAGAGUAGGAUCGCCCUCAUAUGGUUGUUUGUGCUGUGCGAAGUCUGUAACAUUGUCGGCUGACUACAGUAUAUCCUCAUUUUCCUCCAUCUUUGCUUCGUUAUCAUAGUUCGUAAUGCUGGUGAUCUGGUGGAUGUGAUGUACUGAGUCUAGUGUGAACUACAACUCAUGUAUAUAUUGCGUUAAAGCGCGUCAAAGCCCUACUGCGGAACAUUUCACUCAAUAAAUACGCUUUGGUUUUUGUUUGUUUUUGCUUUUUUUUUUAACAUCAGAAAGCAUACGUUCUUAUUCUGAGCGGGCUUGCCUAUCCACAGACUUGACUCGCUAUCUGCUCGUCUCCAUGGAGAUGCUACUGCUUUGGUUUAAGGCACCGCUGAUACCAUAAAAUAACGUGUCCAGAAAUUGCAACGUCAUCGUGAAGUUGCGUAAUAGGAAUGGUUUGGUAUCAGCAACUUGCAAGAGCUCAUUUGAUGACCCGUAACCUGAAAUGUUCCGCAGUAUGACUUUAGCGUGACAUUUCUUCCUGAUAUUACGCCAUAAGGACUAUGCAUAUGCACCACGCUUUUGUUUACCCAUGUUUUAUUUGCAUGCAUGUUCACACAAACCUACUCAGCCAAUGCAGAAAUGUCUGUCUAAAACGGCAGGCAUAGGAGGACCUCUUUAAGUUAUCAGGUUAAUAAUAAAAUGUAUUUAAAAUCAGGGAAAAUUUAAGCUUCUUCAAAGAUUCCUCAUGUUAUGUUGAUGUAGCAUGAGAUUCAGUCAAGUAGCAUCCAAACCCUGAGCAGUAUAAUGAAAAAAUGCAUCUUCAUUGUCAUAGAAAGACAAAAUAAUAGAUAGACAGGUAGUUAAGAUAAAGCUAAAACCUGAGUUAUUUUUGUGUAUAUUCCAAAUGUGAGAUAUGAAAUACAAAUGUUAAUUUAUUGGAUGUAAUAUUUAUUGAUCUUGGAUGAAAGAGUGCUUUAAUUUGUUAUGUUUUGUGGGGUGAAAGCAGAGAUGGGGCUUAGUGCAAUGCAGACUGCACACCCUGCACUUUCACUGUGUGCAAGUGUGUGAUCAAAUGUAAAAAUAACUCUUCUCCUUCUCUUUGGUAUUGUGCUCCCUGUUAUAGCUGUACCAGUUCUCCAGACCCAAAACUAUUGCAUAAGAUUGUAUUCCUCUAGUGUUAGUCACCGUCCGCUGCCUGCAUGUGCUUGUUUGUAAAUACACCCAAUAAAACAAGUGAAAACCAAACAA
Boleophthalmus pectinirostris (great blue-spotted mudskipper) is the source of this 4363-nucleotide messenger RNA. It is a transcript of the gene rusc1, whose product is annotated as RUN and SH3 domain containing 1. The record is from RefSeq and is a predicted model, not a curated record. Gene Ontology annotation, molecular function: protein binding. Lineage: Eukaryota; Metazoa; Chordata; Actinopteri; Gobiiformes; Gobiidae. The transcript is spliced from 10 exons. The coding region runs from base 141 to 1655 and encodes 504 amino acids. Gene Ontology annotation, cellular component: cytoplasmic vesicle.